Molecule: messenger RNA, 2210 nt
Organism: Struthio camelus australis
Lineage: Eukaryota; Metazoa; Chordata; Aves; Struthioniformes; Struthionidae
Source: RefSeq, a predicted model, not a curated record
AUGAAGUACCUAGGAGAAUUCAUUGUGCAGCCAGGGUCUGACCGGGAGCCCGGGGACGGGGACGGGGACGGGGAGGGAGCAGAGCUGGCCACAGCCCUGCCGCUCACUCAGGAAUACCUGCUCCUUGCCAUGCCUACCUGUGCCUGCUGUCACCAGCAGUUACCGAACGGCGUUUCUGUUUUAGCCUUAGAGUUAACCCCUAGGUGUUGCAGCCUGUCCAGCUUAGCUUCCCGUUUCCCCUGGCACCUUUUCCCGCGGCCAAAAUUGUCGAGGCCGGGCACUCAACCCGCGUCCCGCUUGCAGUUCUUCGAGGGCAAGGAGCUGCGGCUGAAGCAGGAGUACUUCGUGGUGGCUGCCACCCUCCAGGACAUCAUACGCCGCUUCAAAGCCUCCAAAUUCGGGAGCACGGAGAGCGUCCGGACCGUGUUUGAUUCCUUCCCUGAGCAGGUCGCCAUCCAGCUCAACGACACGCACCCCGCCAUGGCGAUCCCAGAGCUGAUGAGGAUUUUUGUGGAUAUUGAAAAGCUGCCUUGGAGCAAGGUUUGGAAAAGACCUCUUUCAAGCGAGACGUUCGCCUCCACGAAUCACACGGUGCUCCCCGAAGCCCUGGAGCGCUGGCCGGUGGACCUGAUGGAGAAGCUGCUCCCCAGGCACCUGCAGAUCAUCUACGAGAUCAACCAGAGGCACCUGGAUCACAUCGCAGCCCUCUUCCCCAACGAUGUCGAGCGGCUGCGGAGGAUGUCCCUCAUAGAGGAAGGAGGCACCAAGAGGAUCAACAUGGCCCAUCUCUGCAUCGUUGGCUCCCAUGCUGUCAACGGCGUGGCCAAGAUCCACUCCGAAAUAGUCAAGACUCAAGUGUUCAAGGACUUUGCUGAGCUGGAGCCGGAGAAGUUUCAGAACAAGACCAACGGCAUCACCCCACGGCGCUGGCUGCUGCUCUGCAACCCGGGGCUGGCGGAGCUCAUCGCAGAGAAAAUAGGGGAGGACUACGUGAAAGACCUGAGCCAGCUCACCAAGCUGCACAAGUUUGUGAACGACGACAUCUUCAUCCGGGAGGUGUCCAAAGUGAAGCAGGAGAACAAGGUGAAGUUCGCACUCUUCCUCGAGAAGGAGUACAAGGUGAAGAUCAACCCUUCCUCCAUGUUCGACGUGCACGUUAAGCGGAUCCACGAGUACAAGCGGCAGCUGAUGAACUGCCUGCACGUCAUCACCAUGUACAACCGCAUCCGGAGGGACCCUGCAAAGCUCUUUGUGCCCAGGACGGUCAUCAUCGGGGGCAAAGCUGCCCCGGGCUAUCACAUGGCUAAGAUGAUCAUCAAGCUCAUUAACGCUGUGGCGCACGUGGUGAACAACGACCCCGUGGUGGGAAGCAAGCUGAAGGUCAUUUUCUUGGAGAACUACAGAGUCUCACUGGCAGAGAAAGGUAGCGCGCCCCGGGGUAGUGUCUGGGGAGAAGGCGUCUGCCCCGUGGCCGCUCCCCAGCGCAGCCCAAGGCUUCGUCAUUAUAACGCAGCAGGUCUGAUUUCGUUCAGCACUGCUCCCAGCAUUGGAUUUGGGUUUGUUUGUGCAAAUUUUGCUCCUCACAAGUAUAUACCGAGCGGCAAGGGCAGCGAAUGCCUCGCUCUGAAGAGCUGGAGCUAUGGAUGUGCUCUGCUUUAACUUGGACCAAAAGCUGGCAUUAGCAUUCAGCUUCUUCUGCCUUGUUUAAAAGCAAAGCAAGGCUCCUGCGUGGGUUGUUGCCCCAGAGCCGCUUAAACGUCAUCGGGAGCGUGGAGGGAGCUAAAACCUCUCGCGCUAGCUGGCGAGCCGCAGCUCCCUGGGCAGGGAGGCGGAGGCAGAUCGGACGGUAGAGCUGAAACAGUAGAAACGUCUUAAAGCUGAUCAUGUUUCAGACCUGCAGAGAGGAGCAAUCUCUUUUCGGAGACCUCCAAGCAGAGCCCAGUCUUCCCUAACAUGCAAUUUAUUUAAUUCGUGCUUCAACCAGGAGCCUCACGUUCAGAUCGUACGAGUGGAGAGGCGGGAGGGAGUUGGCGGCUGCAACCCCUCCGGCUCCCCAGGGCAUUGCGCAGGCCAGGACAUCCCCUCGCACCUAGCUAGAGGAGUUGCAGGAUGCCCGUCUAAAGAGAUAAAGCUUCAAAUUCACCUUUUCUGGAAGCGUUGUUUAGUGGUUCAUCGCUGGGGAAGCUCACGCCUGCGUGUCCUGCUACAGC